This is a messenger RNA of Clavispora lusitaniae ATCC 42720, 849 nucleotides long. RefSeq names its product Ali1p (gene ALI1). The record is from RefSeq and is a predicted model, not a curated record. Gene Ontology annotation, molecular function: NADH dehydrogenase (ubiquinone) activity. Lineage: Eukaryota; Fungi; Ascomycota; Pichiomycetes; Serinales; Metschnikowiaceae.
AUGUUGGCUAAAACCCCUAUCCGGAUUGCCAGAGCGGCCAAUGUCGCCCGCAGCUUUUCCGUUUUUGCCCCAAGGGCGCUCCGCGCGUCUCAUGUCGCCAGAAACUCCGAGGAGCCUUUGGUGGACUUGAACAGCUUGCCCAGAAAGUCCAAGGGUCCUCUUCAUGUGCCGCUUGUCAACCCUACGGAGAAGUACCGCGAGGUUCUGGAAGAGUUGCACAAGUUUGGUACUUACAUCAUGUCUUGCAUGCCAAAAUACAUCCAGCAGUUUAGCGUGUGGAAAGACGAAUUGACCAUCUAUGUUGCACCUUCGGCGAUCCGCCCUGUGAUGGUCUACUUGAAGAACCACACUCCUGCGCAAUUCAAGGCAUGCAUGGACAUCACGGCGGCUGACUAUCCAUCCCGUGCCAACCGUUUUGAUGUGGUGUACAACUUGUUGAGUGUGCGUCACAACUCGAGAAUCAGAGUGAAAACAUACGCUUCCGAAACAUCCUCGGUGCCAUCGGUGGUUCCUAUCUACCAAGGUGCGAACUGGUACGAGAGAGAGGUGUAUGACAUGUUUGGUGUGUUUUUCGAGGGCCACCCAGACUUGAGAAGAAUCAUGACCGACUAUGGUUUCGAAGGUCAUCCUUUGAGAAAAGACUUCCCAACUACAGGCUACACAGAGGUCCGUUACGACGAGGAAAAGAAGCGUGUGGUGUACGAACCUUUGGAGUUGACCCAGGCUUGGAGAAACUUCACUGUGGGUUCUUCGGUGUGGGAGCAAGUUGGAGACGGAAAGGACUUUACCCCAGAAACUUUCAAGUUGCCAACGCCGGAACCUGAGCCAACUGAGGAGGAGAAGAAGUAA